ACAUGUCGCCAGUCGUGUUACUCCUUUAUGCUGCCUUACUUUCAUGUAAAAAAAAAUAAAAAAAUAAAAAAUAUAUGUCGUCCGUAAGAAAAGUAGCCACGAGUGGUUGCAGAAUGUCUUGGUGUUCUUGAACGCACCACCGAUACUGAUGAAGGGGGAUAAUGGCUGCCCAGGAGCCGUCUCCUCCAUCUUCCCUGGAAGGGAACAAGCCUGGCUUCCCCAAGAACAUUCUGGCCAACCACCUGGAGGACAAGCAUUUGUGCAACUCCUGCCUUAAAGUCCUGAGGAGGCCAUUGCAGGCGCAGUGUGGCCACCGCUUCUGUUGCUUCUGCUUCCAUCAGCUCGUCAGUUCUGGACCGGAAAAAUGCAACGCUUGCAUCAAAGAAGAUUUAUUUGAAGAACCCACCUCCAUUCUCAAGCCCGGAGGUGCUUUUGCAGACAACGCAGCACGGAGGGAAGUGGAGGCCUUGGCAGCCGUCUGUCCCAACGAAGGGUGCACGUGGACCGGGACCAUCAAGGACUUUGAGGCCAGCCAUGAGGGGCUGUGUGACUUCGCCAUCAUCCUGUGUCCUUCCUGCAAAGAGUUGAUGCGAGCCAACGAGCAGGAACGCCACGACCAGCGAGAAUGUCCGGAGAGGGCGCUCAACUGCAAAUAUUGUAAAGAAAGCUUCCUUUUGAAGGACAUCAAGGCUCACGAUGAGAUUUGCCCCAAGUACCCGAUGAUGUGUGAAGGCUGUGCCAAGAAGAAAAUCCCCAGAGAAAAGUAUGUGGACCAUAUUAAGUUCUGCAGUAAAUGUAAAGCCGCAUGCAGAUUUCAUGUUGUUGGCUGCCAUACAUCUGUGGAGAAGGAGAAGAUCCCCGACCAUGAGCGCCAGUGUUCCUACGAGCACCUCAACCUGCUCCUGCACUUCAUCAUGGGCAUCAAGGUGAGCCUGGAGAGCCUGCAGCCUCACAGCCUGGAGGUGGCCGGCCACAAGCUGCAGGAGCUCCACCAGUCCCUGAGAGACUUGGAACUCAGGAUGAGUCAGCUGGGCGGGGGAGGCGCCUCGGCCUCGACGCAGGACGGGAAGGUGGCCGAGCUGAGCCGGCGUUGCCAGGAGCUGGAGCUGAAAGUCAACACCUUCGAGAACAUCGUCUGCGUGCUCAACCGUGAGAUGGAGCGCUCCUGCAGCACCAUGGAGGCCUCCAACCGCCAGCACAGACUGGACCAGGACAAGAUUGAGAUCCUCAGUAACAAGGUCCGUCAGCUGGAAAGAACCGUGAGUCUGAGGGACUUGUCCAUCGUGGAGAUGGAGGGCAAGAUGAAGGAGAUGUUGGCCGCCACGUACGACGGCAUCUUCGUUUGGAAGAUCUCCGACUUCGCCAAGAAGCGGCAGGACGCCGUAGCCGGCCGAGCUCCCGCCAUGUUCUCCCCAGCCUUUUAUAGCAGCAAAUACGGCUACAAGAUGUGCUUGCGCAUCUACCUGAACGGCGACGGGACGGGACGAGGCAGCCACUUGUCCCUGUUCUUUGUGGUGAUGAGAGGACACAGCGACGCCCUCCUCAAGUGGCCCUUUCAUCAGAAGGUCACCUUAAUGCUGCUGGACCAGAACAACAGGGAACACAUCAUAGAUGCCUUCCGGCCCGACAUCUCUUCCUCGUCCUUCCAGAGGCCGGUCAGCGACAUGAACAUCGCCAGUGGCUGCCCGCUCUUCUGUCCUCUCUCCAAGCUGGAGUCCAAGAACUCUUACGUCCGCGAUGACACCAUCUUCAUCAAGGCCAUCGUAGACCUGACUGCGCUGUAGGUUAGACUCCACGUCUGUUCAUAAUUGACCUGAUCAAGAGUCAUGGUGUUUGCUUCUGGACCUUACUUGAAUUCCAUGAAUUCCCAGUGCAGCACUUGCAAGGUGUGUGCGUGUUUGUAUGAGUCUACUUUCAGUCAAGCUAAUUUGCCAAAUUCCAACAGAUAUAUACCGUAUUUUACGGACUAUAGAGCGCACUGGUAUUAAAGCCACACCCACUAAAUUUGAAAAAAAUAAAAUAAAAUCCAUAUUUUAGUCGCACCAGACUAUAAGUCGCAUAUACAUACAUUGUGAAAUUAGUUAUUUACACAGAAAUAUUCUGUAAAUGUUUAUUCACAUACCUUAAUUGUUUCCAAACGGUGUCUGUAACACGGCAGUAAAACGGCUUAUCAAACAAAACAGAAGUCAUGGACUCCCCAGCUGCACAAGCUAGCUCUCCAUUAAGCUUAACAGACUCAAUAACUCUACGGUGACGUUUUGGUUAAUUUACUGAGGAAUUUGUGAAAGUGAAACAAUACAAAAAGAAUGCUACUGUGUGUUAAUAAUAAUAACACAGACACUCAUAAACAUGUUAGCAUAUUAGCUAAUGCUAAUGAUGAUAGCAGGUACAAAUACACAUGAAAACACUCCUAAAGACCUCACACAUGGGAUGGUUUAGUCAUAAUUGUUGUAGUUAUAUUUUAAAACUUACAAACGUUGCUUGGAUCGAUGAAUAGAGAAUCCAUCUGAGUAGAGAAAAAAAGCACUUCCAAUAAACGGAAGGACACCGCAGCACCUGCAGUGAGCGAAUUCAUCCACAAGAUGCCGCCAUUGCACAAACUAUAAAACGCUGUGUUUUUGCUUGUUCCUUUUUGUAAACACAAUUAUUUUUAUUUAUGCCGUCAGCGUAAAAAAUUCAAUACAUUUUACGCCGCAGGGGUCAAAGUGUAGGAAAAAAGUAGCGAACCCAUUAGCUGCACAGGCUAGCUCUCCAAUCAUCUAAACAGACUCAAUAACUCCACAGUGACGUUUUGGUGAAUUUACUGAGGAAUUUGUGAAACUGAAACAAUACAAAAAGAAUGUUAUUGUAUGUUAAUAAUACUAACACAGACACUCGUAAACUUGUUAGCAUAUUAGCUAAUGCUAAUGACGAUAGCAGGUACAAACAUGCAUGAAAACACUCCUACAGACAUCACACAUGGGGCGGUUUAGUCAUAAUUCUUGUAGUUAUAUUGUAAAACUUACAAACAAUGCUUGGAUCGAUGAAUGGAGAAUCCAUCUGAGUAGAGAAAAAAAGCACUUCCAAUAAACGGGAAGGACACCGCAGCGCCUGCAGUGAGCGAAUUCAUCCACAAGAUGCCGCCAUUGCACAAACAAUAAAACACGGUUUGUUUUUGCCGGAUUCUUUUUUUAAACAAUUAUUUUAUUACUGCCGUCAGCGAACAAAAAUCAAUACAUUUUAAGUCGCAGGGGUCAAAGCGUAGGAAAAAAGUCGCGGCUUGUAGUCCGUAAUUUACGGUAUUAAUCUUGUUGACUUUAUCUCAGCGUUUGUGUGCUUCAUUUGGGAUCCAAGGUCUAUUUUAGUCUUCGUACGUACUUGUUUGUGUAUAAGUUUAUAUUUCACCUUAAUAAUUGUUUAUCUUACUUUAUUUUUUGACAUAUUUAUUAACAACACAUGGGAUCUAAGAAGAGCUUUUUGACUGUAAAAUCUCUAACUAAAUUUGAAGUUUAUUAUCGGCUAAAAUGCAAAUAUAAUAAGUGUUGUUAAUAGUUGAAUGGGUCUUCACACCUUGUGCAACUCUGGAUUGAAGCGGGUCGGCGCACAGCAACACGUCAUUCUCAAUGCCCCGACCCACCAUCAAACGAUUCCAGAAGAUCGGAGCAUGUGGAAGGAAGUUGUAGUUAUAUUGUAAAACUUAUCAUUUUCCACCACCAGGGGCAUUACUGGUGUCGAUAUCGUGACAUGAUCAGUUACCCACCUUAAAGCCUCAAAUCAGUUGGAAAGUAGAGCUGAUCAUUGCAAGUCAAGUCAUGACAGAUUGACGGUUGAUGGCGAGGAGCCAAGAACAGGUAUGAACGGGUACUGACCCAUCCAGCACUUCGAGGGGACAUCUUCUUUAUUUGAACCAAUUCUGAUCGAGAUCUGAGUUUGUGGAGCCCAGUUACAAACGUUUGGACGUUUUGUGGCGAACCAUCGGAUCAAAGUUUGCCGCCAUGCCACGCCCACAUGUUACGGCGUAGGAAAAAAUUCCUUUGAGGUUCUUCAUCACUCAUCUGUCUACUAUCUGUCAUUUUAUUUGCGGCUCAUUUGGUUAAAUUUCCUAGGACGAGUUCAUUAAAGUACCACCCCUGUUUUUGGCCUAAAUAUGGCCGACGAACACCAAGAUGGCCGACUUCCUGAUUGUCUUUUUAAAUAGGGGUUUUUGAGACUAGCCUGUAUAAAUAUAAUGACAUAAUGAAGGCGUCAUCAUUAUCGUUUGAACCAAAUCUUAUCGAGAUCGGAGUUUGUGGAGCCGAGUUACAAAUGUUGGAAAUUUUGUGGCGAACCAUUGGAUCAAAGAUUGGCGCCGUGCUACGCCCACAUGUUAUGGCGUAGGAAAAUUUCCUUUGAGGUUCAUCAUCGCCCAUCUGUAUAGUAUCCGUCAUUUCAACCUCGGUUUGUUUGGCCCAAGUCCCUAGGACGAGUUCGGUAAAGUACGACCCGUUUUCGGCCUAAAAAUGGCAGACAGACACCAAGAUGGUCGACAUUCUGAUUGUAUUCUUAAAUAGAGGUUUUUGAGACUAACCCGUAUAAGUAUAAUGACAUAAUGACAGUCUGAUGGUUUAUGACCAGGAGCAUUGUUCUUCCCGCCCAUUCACGAAUGGGUACUGACCCAUCUAGAACUUUAAGGUGUCACCAUCAUCAUUUGAUCCAAAUCUUAUCGAGAUCUGAGUUUGCGUAGCCGAGUUAUAAAUGUUGGGAGUUUUGUGGCGAACCAUCAAGUCAAAGUUUGGUCACUUUAUCAUCGCCUGUCCGUCUAGUAUCUGUCUUUUUAACCACGGUUUGUGUGGUCCACAAAUAGUUAAAGAUCGUUAAAGUACCACCCCUGUUUUCGGCCUAAGAAUGGCAGACGGACACCAAGAUGGCCGACUUCCUGAUUGUCUUUUUAAAUAGUUUUUUUUUUUUUUUAGACUAGCCCGCAUAAGUAUAAUGACAUAAUUAAGGUGUCACCAUCGUUAUUUGAACCAAAUCUUCUCGAAAUCUGAGUUCGUGGAGCCGAGUUAUGAAUGUUGGAAGUUUUGUGGCGAACCAUCGGAUCAAAGUUUGGCGCCAUGCCACGCCCACAUGUUAUGGCGUAGGCAAAAUUCCUUUGCAACUUAUCAUUGCCCAUCUGUCUACUAUCUGUCAUUUUAUUUACAGCUCAUCUGGUUACAUUUCCUAGGACGAGUUCAUUAAAGUACGACCCCUGUGUUUCGCAGAAAAAUGGCCAAACACCCUUGGAUCAAGGUUUGGUGCCUUGCCACGCCCACAUCUUAUGUCGUUGAAAAAAUUCCUUUGAGCUUCAUCAUCGUCCAUCUGUCUAGAGUCCGUCAUUAAAACCACGGUUUGUUUGGUCCAAGUCCCUAGGACGAGUGUGUUAAAGUAGGACCCCUGUUUUUCGCUGAAAAAUGGCCAAAAACCAUCGGAUCCAAGUUUGGCGCCAUACCACGCCCACAUCUUAUGGCGUAGAAAAAAAUCCUUUGAGGUUCAUCAUCAUCCAUCUGUCUAGUAUCCGUCAUUAAAACCAUGGUUUAUUUGGUCUAAGUCCCUAGGACGAGUUUGUUGAAGUAGGAACCCUUGUUUUUCGCUGAAAAAUAGCCAAAAACCAUCAGAUCAAAGUUUGGUGCAAUGCCACGCCCACAUCUUAUGGUGUAGGCAAAAUUCCUUUGAGGUUCAUCAUCGUCUAUCUCUUUAGUAUCCGUCAUUAAAACAGCGGUUUGUUUGGUCCAAGUCCCUAAGACGAGUUUGUUAAAGUAGGACCCCUGUUUUUCGCUGAAAAAUAGCCAAAAACCAUCGGAUCAAAGUUUGGCGCCACGCCACGGCCACAUCUUAUGGUGUAGGCAAAAUUCCUUUGAAGUUCAUCAUCGUCUAUCUCUGUAGUAUCCAUCAUUAAAACUGCAGUUUGUUUGGUCCAAGUCCCUAGGAUGAGUUCGUUAAGGUAGGACCCCUGUUUUUCGCUGAAAAAUGGACAAAAACCAUCGGAUCAAAGUUUGGCGCCAUGCUACGCCCACAUGUUAUGGCGUAGGAAAAUUUCCUUUGAGGUUCAUCAUCGCCCAUCUGUAUAGUAUCCGUCAUUUCAACCGCGGUUUGUUUGGUCCAAGUUCCUAGGACGAGUUUGUUAAAGUAGGACCCAUGUUUUUCGCUGAAAAAUGGCCAAAAACCAUCGGAUCAAAGUUUGGCGCCAUACCACGCCCACAUCUUAUGGCGUAGAAAAAAAUCUUUUGAGGUUCAUCAUCGUCCAUCUCUCUAGUAUCCGUCAUUAAAACCGCGGUUUGUUUGGUCCAAGUUCCUAAGACGAGUUUGUUAAAGUAGGACCCCUGUUUUUAGCUGAAACAUGACCAAAAACCAUUGAAUCAAAGUUUGGCGCCAUACCACGCCCACAUCUUAUGGCGUAGGAAAAUUUCCUUUGAGGUUCAUCAUCGCUGAUCUCUCUAGUAUCCGUCAUUAAAACCGCGGUUUGUUUGGUCCAAGUCCCUAUGACGAGUUCGGUAAAGUACGACCCGUUUUCAGCCUAAAAAUGGCAGACAGACACCAAGAUGGCCGACUUCCUGUUUGUCUUCAAAUACUUUUACGUGCACUCUGUCAUGAUAGCGAUUUUCCUGAAUCUCAUUUUCAAGGGGGCGCUAAGGAGUGAAUUUAGAAAUUUUGCGCUCGGGACCCCAAAGUAGCGAAUCUCUCGCCAGACUUGGGGCGUUUUCUUACUCAAGGGCCUCAGAAAUGCCUUGGAAGGUGGAGAAUAAUAAUAAUAAAGCCAUUUUGAUAAAGCCUUCACAGAUUUUUGUGUGGAAUCAUUCCAAAAUGCCUAUACCCAAAUGAAGCAAACAACAGAGUUCAGUAGUUGUCCACAAGGUGGCAGUGUUUACUCCCCCUCAGAUGAGUAGAAAGGCUUAUUUGACACUUUUAUUUUGAAAGAAUGCUGUCUGAAUAAAUAUGUGUCACAUAUCAAGUUAAGAAUGUGUUCCAUCUUUAUGUGGUUUUUCAGCAAAGCAUGAACUGAAUUUAACAAAAUAGCAGCGUGUGUCGGUUCUAAAAAGCGUCACUUUUUCGACGUACUGUGGAUGUUUUUGUGUCAAAAUGUGUAGCAGCAAACGUGUAAUUGUCGUACUUUGUACUCAUGACUCUAAUGAUCCACUAUUUGCGGAAGUGCCUGUAACUUUUUGUUGAAUUUCAAAGUCAAAAUACAACUAGACUGCUUUUAUUCUGAAAGGGUCUGUUUGCAACCCUUUAAGAAACUGCUAACUUUCUUGCAUUUUUGUUUGUGUGGUAAGCAUGAUAUCCCACCCUUUAACCGCUGUGAGCGCCUCCACCAGCGCUGCCCAAACUUUUACCGCUGAGGGCCACACACUGACAAAUUAAAGGAUGCGGGGGCCACUUGAGUAGUUUUCACUUUCAAAACCGGUACAAUAUAGGGAUUGAAAUGCUAAUAGUUAGCAUGCUAACCAGAUGGCAAAUAUGAGCAAAAUUAGCUCAAAAAGCUAGCAUGCUAACAAUAGUUACCAUUAGUGAAAUACCAAAAUAGAUGACGUUAGGUGUCUAAAAAAAAAAAAAAGCAUGCUAAUGUUAGCAUGCUAAAAUGCUAACUGUAAGGUGUCAAGUACCAAAAUAUAUUACUCAGGUGUGUUACUGGGAAAACAUUUUUUUUUUUAAAUUUUAGCAUGCUAACAUUAGCACAUUUUAAGUAAAUUAGCUAAAGACAAGUUGGCAUCCCAACAUAACAUGCCAACAGGUAUCAUGUUUGAUGCUGAUGUGUAUACCUGCAAAAUUAGCUAAAGACGCUAGCAUGAUAAUGUCAACAUGCUAAAAUGUAAACUGUAACUUGUGUCAAGUAUCUGAGGUGUGUACCUGGAAAAAUGUGUUUAAAAUGUUAGGAUGCUAACAUUAGCAUAUGUCAAAAUUAUCUCAAUUUUGACUUCUUAUCCCUUAAUUUUGACUUAUUUCAUAAUUUGUACUUUUUAUUUCAUAAUUUUGACGUUUUGUCUCAUAAAUGUGACUUUGUAUCUCAUAAUUUUUUAUCACAUAAAUUUGACUUUUAAUCCCACAAAUGUGACUUUUUGUCUCAUAACUUGGACUUUUUAUUCCAUCAUUUUGACUUUUUAUUUAAUAAUUUUUGACUUUUUAUUUCAUAAUCUUGACUUUUUGUCUCAUAAUUGGGACUUUAUAUCUCAUAAUUUUGACUUUUUGUCUCAUAACUUCAAAUUUAUUUCUCAUAAUUUGUACUUUUUAUCCCAUAAUUUUGUCUUUUCAUCCCAUAAUUUUGACUUUCAUCCCAUAAUUUUGACUUUAUUUAUUAUGUAUUUAUUAUUGAAUUUCCUCAUUUUAACUUUUCUCAUAUUUGUAACUAUUUCACAAUUUUGACUUUCUUAUUUUCUAACUUUUUGUCUCAUAACUUUGACUUUCUAUACCAUCGUUUCAACUUUUGAUCUCAAUUUCGACUUUUUAUCCCAUAAUUUUGACAUAUUUAAUAAUUUUGGCUUUGUAUCUCAUAAUUUUGACUUUAUCGCUUAAGUUCGACAUUUUGUCUCUUAUUUUGACUCUUUAUUUCAAAAUAUUCCGUUUUUAUUCCAUAAUUUUGACUUUUAGUCUCAUAAUUGUGACAUUGUAUCUCAUAAAUGUGACUUUCUAUCUCAUAAUUUCAACUUUUUAUCCCAUAAUUUUGACUUUUUGUUUAAUAAUUUUAUCUAUCGCAUAAGUUCGACUUUUUGUCUCUUAAUUUUGACUUUUUAGCCAAUAAUUUUGAGUUUUUAUUUCAUAAUUUUGACUUUUUAGCCAAAAUUUUGAGUUUUUAUUUCAUAAUUUAGACUUUUUGUCUUAUAAUUGUGACUUUUUAUUUCAUAUUUUAGACUUUUUAUUUAACCAUUUUGACCUUUUGACUCAUUAAUGGUGUGUACCUGGAAAAAUGUGUUUAAAAUGUUAAAAUGCUAACAUUAGCAUACGUCAACUUGUGACUGAGCUGUAUGCCUAAAAAAAAGAUAGCGUAUUAACAUUAGCAUGGUAUAAUUUGUGAAGUAACAAAAAAUUUGACGUUGAGGCGUACACCUGCAAAUUUAGCAAAAAAAAGCUAGCAUACUAAUAUUAAAAUGCUAAAGAUAUAUAAAAAUAAAUGGCCCCUGCGCCACACUUUGGACACCCCUGACCUAAACCAUGCCCGUGCAUACUGCUUAAAUUGGGCCCCAAAGCAACAUUUUCUUUUGAACCCCCCACCAUUAGGCAUUUUUCACACUUUUUAUACUUUUAUAAUCAAACUUUAAUUUUAUUUGAUGCAUGUUGUGUACUAAAACAAAUCCUUGUGAAAUAAAUUAUAUAUAUUUUUAGCGCAAAACCACAUUUAACAAUCACAAUGUCGGUGUGUGGGAAAAUUUGCCAUUGCAUUCUUAUCAGUGACUGAGCAGGAAGGGGCCAGGGAUACUAUUCUGGUAUAGGGAUGUACGUAACACACGCACAUUAACUUUCUGUGUGAUGAGCUAAGCGACUUAGCAAAGUUGAACUACUAAAGUUAGCUAUCAUUGAAUGGAUAUUUUCUAACAACAUGAAUGCAUAUUGUUAGUUUGGACUGUUGUUGUUUAUUACUGUCACUACUUUAUUCCCCAGCAAUUUUCAUUGAAUAUCAUUAGUAAUAAUGAAAAAUGUAGACAUUUAUAAAAUAUUUUCAGAGUGUUUUGUCAAAGCACUAAUGGAAACAUAAGCUGGAGAUGUUAUUUAAUAUGUUUUGUUUGAGCAAGUUGCAAACAGCCCCUUUAACUAUUCAUCUGAUGACGUCUUCAUGUUUCCGUUAUCGACCAUGAAUGUAAUGUUUGAUUUCAACUAA
This is a messenger RNA of Entelurus aequoreus (snake pipefish), 9805 nucleotides long. RefSeq names its product TNF receptor-associated factor 2-like. Gene Ontology annotation, biological process: protein K63-linked ubiquitination; positive regulation of canonical NF-kappaB signal transduction; positive regulation of JNK cascade. The transcript has 10 exons. Lineage: Eukaryota; Metazoa; Chordata; Actinopteri; Syngnathiformes; Syngnathidae. Gene Ontology annotation, cellular component: cytoplasmic side of plasma membrane; plasma membrane signaling receptor complex. Bases 162 to 1784 code for a protein of 540 amino acids. Gene Ontology annotation, molecular function: ubiquitin-protein transferase activity; zinc ion binding; tumor necrosis factor receptor binding. The record is from RefSeq and is a predicted model, not a curated record.